Cloeon dipterum is the source of this 3199-nucleotide messenger RNA. RefSeq names its product lysine-specific demethylase RSBN1L. The record is from RefSeq and is a predicted model, not a curated record. Lineage: Eukaryota; Metazoa; Arthropoda; Insecta; Ephemeroptera; Baetidae. Gene Ontology annotation, cellular component: nucleus. The coding region runs from base 239 to 2449 and encodes 736 amino acids. The transcript is spliced from 10 exons.
CGCGCACCGACAGCGACAAAAACAUUCACCAUGAAAGAAGCGUAGUUUUGAACGUAGCAUCGGGAUCUGGUCUUUUCUAGUGAAUUUUGACCGUUUCGAUUGCAGCUAAUCGUUUUUGCAGUGAAAUUUUUGAAUCUAAUCAAUAUCGUCUUCUCAGAAAUCUAACGAAAUUAGAUUUUUGCGGACGGAAUCGUUAUUUUCUGAGUCAUGAGGUGCACUAGGAAGGAGUAAAUUUCGCAUGGAUCAGGUGGUCAGCAUGCCCGUCGAGCAUCCAGAGUCGCUGGACGUGAAGCACCUUUGCGGAAAGGAAGAGCCCCUGUCCACCUUCCAGACGACUGCUGGGCUGCAAGAGGGUCUACUUGUGUCUCCUCCUCUCUCAGACUGCUCCCCCUCGCACACGCCAAUGAGUCCGGCGAAAAUCAAAGUCGAGGUUCCUGACGUGACGCGGGAAGAGCAGGUGAAAAUAAACGGCGAUUCGGUGAAAGUGCGCGCGCCUAGUGAAACAAGAAAACAUUCUUCGGACAGGCACCACUCAUCCUCGCACCACAGCAGCCAUAGAUCAAGCAAAUCUUCAUCCAAACCUCGACACCACUCUUCCAGUCAUCGAAAAUCGUCAAGGCACAGCGAUGACAGGAAAAACGAGUGUCCACACUGCGGAAGGCGGACAAAGGUUAAAAAGGCUCACAUCGGAAUCCAGUGCCGGCGAGACAGAACCUUCACGAAAACAGUUUCGCUGCCGCGGCCACCAAUGUCAGACACAAGUGCACGAAUGCAGAAUCUCAUCAGGGUGGAAAUCAGUGCCAACGGUGGUGCCAGCGUGGUGCACCUGUACCAGGAUGAAAUAAGCCACUUGAGCCCUGAGGAAAUGGAUGUGCUGGUGGAUGAGUACUUCAAAGUGGUGUUCCAGGAGGACGAGGAUGGCAAUGCUCAGCACGUAAUGGGAAUCGUGCACGGCGCGGCUGCCUAUCAACCUGACUACAUAGAUUACAUGGCUGAUAAUUAUCCUAAUCUGGUUGUCUCCAACAACAUCCUAGGAAGGAGUAACGAGACUGAGACUACCACCAUGUUGAAAUAUUGUGAAAAUGUUGGUAAAAAUUAUUCUUUUGGUACGUUCCGGUAUGGUCCUCUUAACAACAUAAGUAUUGUUGGCACGGUGCACGAGGAGCAAGGAGGAUUUUUCCCUGACUUGCUACAAAUCCUGGAACAGGAUCCCUUCCUUAAGCAGGUGAUGCCAUGGGGUGGUUUAUCUGCUGUGAAAAUGAGCACUCCACGCGAGUCAAACGAUGGGCCAAUCUUGUGGAUCCGACCAGGCGAGCAGAUGGUGCCUACGGCCGAUGUGUCCAAGUCUGCCACUAAAAGAAAAAGUAGGGCGGGCAUUAACGAGCUGAAGAACCUGCAGUACCUGCCAAGGCAAUCAGAGGCGCGCGAAUAUUUGUUCGAGGACCGCACCAGGGCGCACGCUGACCACGUCGGCCACGCGCUUGACAGACAAACGACGGCCGCGGUCGGCGUCCUCAAAGCCAUUCACUGCGGCGAGUCUUACAAUCGCAACAGAAUCACUAAAGACGUAGUCGCGUUCCAUGCAGCCAACUUCAACUACCUUGUCGAGAAGUUGCAACUUGAUCUUCACGAGCCACCCAUGUCUCAGUGUGUGCAAUGGGUGGAAGACGCCAAACUCAAUCAACUUAGGAGAGAAGGAGUGCUGUACGCACGUGUACAGCUUUGUGACAAUGACAUAUACUUUUUACCCAGGAAUAUCAUCCAUCAAUUUAGAACUGUCACUGCUGUCACUAGUUUAGCAUGGCAUGUUCGUCUGAAGCAAUACUAUCCAGAAUCACUGGCGGUGGAAGAAGACGCCAAGAGAGACCUGAGUCUGGUGAGUUCAGAAAACCGCUUGAGCAACACGUCGGUCAAGGUGGAAGCUAAUGACUGCAAAGAGGAAUUAGAAGAGAAGAAGAGCACGAAAAAAAGGCCGAAUGAGAAUGGUGAUGUUAGCUCUGCGCCGCCAGAGAAGGUUCUGAUUCUGGAAAAGGACAAGAACAAUCAUAAGCAGGAGCGGAAGGAAGAAAAGAAGGAGCGGCGAGAUGACAGGGAGAAGGAGCGAAGGGAGGGUAAGGACAAGGAGAGGAGAGAGAAGCACAAGGAGCGGAGGCCAGAGAGCGAGCGGAAGGAGAGGCGAGACGACAGGGAGAAGAAGGAGGAAAAGCAGGAGCUGCCAACUAGUGCCACAAACGAAAAGUCGAAAGCGGAUUCGGCCGUCAAGGUGAAUCCCCAAGAGUCUGAGUGCCAGCCGGCGCCGCAAAACGGCGAGGCGAAGCCGCCCGUGAAACGCCAACUGGCUCUCAACACUAUGUCGCCAGUGAAGAAGGACCCUCCUGUGGCGAGCAGUGUGAAUCUUCUGGAUCAGAUCAUGGCCGAAAUGAACAUGCCUCCGAAGCAGUUGGGCUAGUUGACAUUCCCGAACACGCAAAUUUGUCUCGCACACGCUCCCCGCAUUGGGUCGACAUGCCAUUCGCUUGUAAUCAAGCUUCCAUUUCAAUAUCCAGUGCGCCGGGCCCCCCUGCUAGAAACUUUUGCUUAUCUGCUAUCACAAUCUUUUCUUGUACAUAGGAGUGCAGCCGACAAAUAGUUGUUAUUGGAUGUUAAUUUUCCACUGCCAUUUUUUUCAUGGAAGUUGAACUAAACUACUUCACUUUAUCGGUGUCUGUUGUUUUCUGAGCGAGCUAGGCAUUAAAGUUGUGAGUUUUAUAUUAAUACAAUUUUUAUUUAGGCAGCCUGCACUUAUAUACACAGUGUGUUAUGAGCUAAUUUAUUGUUUUAGAAAUCUAGAGUCUUUAUUUUGAAUUUCACAUUUCAAAGAAUCAAAGUGGCCACCUUGACUUUAUUUAUUUCUCGGUAGACAUGCAAUUAACAGUAGAGACCAAUAUGUAUAAUUAAAGCAUAUACAACUGAGAAAAGUAUAACUAAAAUGCCUACAAUAGGUAAAAUUUAUAUCGUUGAUUAGCGUGAUUGCUAUGUAUUUGUAAUAAGUCUAUUUGAAUGUUUGUCAAUUUUAUUCUCACUUGCGUCACUCACUCUUGUCACAAAAACACAUUUCCGAGUUUUCCUCGGGUGCACUUUUCUUGACAAUUGUUGCUUCUUAGUUUCAAGUGCAAUAAUAGAAUUAUUUAAUAAAACCGAUAAAAACCAGUGAAUAAAA